Hordeum vulgare subsp. vulgare (domesticated barley) is the source of this 3961-nucleotide messenger RNA. RefSeq names its product glycosyltransferase family 92 protein Os08g0121900-like. The transcript has a single exon. NCBI's taxonomy places the organism in Eukaryota, Viridiplantae, Streptophyta, Magnoliopsida, Poales, Poaceae. Bases 1813 to 3561 code for a protein of 582 amino acids. The record is from RefSeq and is a predicted model, not a curated record.
UACUAUAUAGACAUAUUUUAGAUUGUAGAUUCACUCAUUUUGCUUCGUAUGUGACUCCUAGUGAAAUCUCUUAAGGCCUCGUUUGUUAGAAGGGGGUUGGGAGGGUUUGCAGGGGAUUAACCACGCGGGCCUGGUAAUCCUCAGAAAUCCCAACCAAGCCGUUUGAUGCACAGGGUUUUGAGUGGCCCAAACCCUUCGAUCCCCACCAACCCCCUUCGUUCCACACGAAACUGAACCCACGAGGUCCUACUCAUGGAACCCGACAACAAAGAGAUCGGGUGAGACGUUGAGAUCGUCCGAGUUUUAAUGCAGGGAAUUAGGAAGGGGAGGGAUUAGUGGGGAUUGGGUGAACGGGAGGGAAUCACCGAAUCCCCUACAAUCCUCGACCUCCUUGGGGCAGGAAAACCACCCUUGUCAAACGAAGCCUAAAAGACUUAUAUUUAGGAACGGAGGGAGUAUCAAGUUUUACAUGCAUGGUUAGUGCAGACUUAAUUAUUCAUGUUAUUGGACCAAACAUGUGGGGUUUAUUUUUUACAAAAAUAAUCUUGCCUAAGGUGUGGCUAGAACCAAACACCCACCUAGGUGUGGCAAUAUGUGACUAGAAACCAAACAAACGGGUUGGCCUUUGUUAAAAAAGACGGACACAAGCGUAAAGUCCCAAAUCUUUCAUGUAAUGGGUUUGCUGACCACAAGAGCCCAUCCUGACCAUGAAUGUGAAUGAACCCCGGAAAAAACUUAUUCAGACGUGAUGACGUUGCAACAACCUUGACAACGACUCCCUCAACCCUAACCCUUCCGAAACCCAUCUGAUGCAUAGAUCCGAGGUUCCCCCUUCGUCCCGCCACCAGAGCGAUCGACGGAGGGAGAUGGAACCACCGGCACACAAGGGCCCUGCUCGCCUGGCUAACCCUAAUUGCUAGCUUGGAGUUAGAAGAUACUCCUACUUGGAGUUAGAAGAUACUCCUACGUAACUUAGAAGUCAACACAUUUUAUCGUCAAAAAGAAAGAAAGAGAAAAAAAAGUCCACUUUGUCUUAAAAGCCAAAAAGCUGGGUGUUCUUCGAGUCCCAAAUCUUUUCAUAGAAUGAAAAGAGCCACCUCGGACCAACUGGAGACGGGACGCCCCGGAUGCGGUCCAAAAACCUUACAUAUAAUGGAGAGUCUCUGGUAGUCAAAUCCCGUGGUUGAAGCUAAUUAGAAAGGGGCCGUCCCAGAUGAGGUCGAUUGUGCUGGGCGUAGAACAACGCAAGUCUUGCCAGACCUCCUACAAGGAUGAUACAAGCCGGGGUGAAACAAGACGAGAGGCGAUAAGGUUGAUGAUGUGUCGCGGUAUUGAACCGGAUUGAUCUGCCGGCACAUGACUCUAUCUAUGGUCUGUUUGAAGAUCGUGGCGACACGUUUUGCUUGUGUGAAUUUGAAGUUUUUUUUUUGUGGAAGUGAGGAUUUGGAGUUUUGGUAACAGAGAAGGCAACACGUUUUAUUAUUAAAAAAAAAACAGAGAAGGCAACACGUUUUAUUGUAAAAAAAAAAGACAGCUUAAUGACGUGGAAACUACGCGGGAACUCGAACCGACCGAGCCAGCCUGGCUGAGAAAAACCCAAUCCGUGUUCGGGUCGGGUUCGAAAACCCUAAACCCAGCACUCAAAGAAAAAAAAGAGAAGAAAACCCUAAACCCAGAUCGAUCAGAUAGAGACCGUCUUCUCUUUCGCGGCGCUAGGCAACCCAGCAAUCCCCUGCUUUGCUCUCCGCUCCCGCGAAAUCGAGCUCCUGCUCCCGCGAAAUCGAGCUCCUGCUCCGGCGAAAUCCAAUCAACAUGCCGCGACACAGCCGCUGCAGCCGCCUGAGCCGCAUAUCCUCCAUCGCCGGCGGCGUCUCAGUCGGAGCUCUCCUGCUGUUAGCCGGAGGCCACAACGCCUACUCCCGCGCCCCGCUCUUCUCGUGGCCCCUUGGCCACGGCGCCCCCUUCACGCUCGGAGCCGACAGUCCGGCGCCCCCACCCUUCCCGUUCGCUGCCGACUUUUCUCCGUCGCCGUCGCCGUCGCCGCAAUACCAAUACUCGUCCUUCCGCCUCAGCGAUGACAGCCUCGCGCGCCGCCUUCUGCCCCUCCGCCUCCGCGCGCCGCAGCAGGACGAUGCGGUCCUCCUUCCCGACCAGGAGGUCCUGCUCCUGGACGACGCUGAGCCUACCGGCGACGCCAUCUGCGCCUUCCAGGGUGGGGCGUCCUCCCCGGCGAGACCGCUCGGGAGGUUGCCGGCGUCCGGGCUUCACGCAUACGUCUGCCGCCUCCCCGAACCAGCGCAGAGCUUCCAGCAGCUCCAAGCGCCGCUCUUACUCCACUCCUCCACCCCCUCGGCCGCCGCAGCUGCUCCAGAUUCCCCUUCCCCUUCCCCUUCUCCGGGCCGCGCACUGCUUAACUGGAGCAGCGACCCGAUAGUCUUCGACUCGUCUCUUCUGGACGGAGGCGAUGUGCUCGUCUUUGCUAAAGGAAUCAGCCACCGGCAGGAUCUUCAGUGUUUCUAUCGCUACAGCGACGGCGCCGAUACCAUCCUGGCAUCUUCACCCGCGAUCACUUCAGUCCAGCAAGUUACUCGCUGCCCCCCUGCCCCGACACCUAUGAAGUCAGGAGGAAGCACGUCGGGGGUUCUUGUCACAUUGGGUGUCACCGGCGAGGAUCCCAUGCCCUCCCUCGCAACCUUCCACCGACAGCAACCUGAAUCUUCUUCCGUGACACCUCAAAAGAGUUCAGUUUGCGCCUGCACAAUGGGACGCAACAUAGCCAAGUUCCUCGGGGAGUGGGCACUCUACCAUACUGCCAUCGGGGUGGAUCACUUCUUCAUCUACGACAAUGGUAGUGAGGACAAUCUGGCACAACGAGUGGCGCAGCUCAAAUCCACAGGGCUCAACAUCACAACCGUGCCAUGGCCCUGGACCAAGACUCAGGAAGCUGGUCUGUCUCAUUGCGCGGCCACACAGCAAGGUUCAUGCACAUGGAUGGCUGUCAUGGAUGUGGAUGAGUUCAUCUUUUCAACAAGCUGGAUAGGAUUAGAGAUGCCGUCAAAAUCUCUGCUAGACCCGGUCAUUGCAGUUGAUGACACCGUUGGCCAAAUAUACCUUGCGUGUUAUGAUUUUGCCCCUUCGGGCCAAACAGAACAUCCACCAGAGGGGGUCUGCCAGGGCUACACAUGCCGGUUGAAGAACCCGCAGAAGCACAAAUCCCUGGUCCGUCUCGACGCUGUGGAACCAUCCCUCAUGAAUGUGGUACAUCAUUUUAAGCUCAAGCCUGGUUUCAAAAGCAUCUGGACCGCCUUCGCACGUGUUAACCACUACAAGUACCAAGCUUGGUCGGAGUUCAAAGUCAAGUUCAAGAGGCGUGUCUCCGCUUAUGUGGCUGAUUGGAAAGAUCCGAUCAACCUCGACUCAAAGGACCGGGCUCCCGGCUUAGGAGUUGAUGACAAGGAACCGGAUGGCUGGGCCCAAAAAUUCUGCGAGGUCAAAGACAAUACCCUUCAGCUGUUAUCUGCAAGAUGGUUUGGUGUCGGGUUUCGGAACCCUCAUCAUUAGCUCCAGCCAGCUCAGGUAACACACACUGGUAAGAUCUAUCACCCCUCCUCCUCUUUUACAUAGUAAUUUCUGUUUAUUUAGAGUAAAAACACUAACAAAACGUAAAUCAAAACCACUUAGUUUUCCAGAAUUAAAAAUUAUCUCUUAAACUGGAUGGUAUACCUUUUAAAUAGGCUUUAGGUUGAUGGGGAAGCACUGUAAUACGCGUGUGUUGCUCAAUGAUGCAUACUCCCUCUAGACUAGUUUUGAAGAAGCCCCCAAAACACAACUUUUACUGCUUAUUUUUGUUAACUAUAGAACUCUCUGAAAUUAUACUUUAAAAAAAUACUUCAUGAGAGAUAACCUUUAUUUUUAUUAUACCUUACUGUAAAACUCUUCAAAAUAAUACUUUACUGAAAAA